AUGGCGCGCCUCUGGCGCCUGCGGCUGGCUGGGAACGUCGAGCGGAUAGUGGGCCAUUUCACGUUUGCUGGCUUGGCACGUAGGGACUCCGACUCGGAGAAGGUGGCAGAGGUCGGGAGGCGGCAGGAGAGGUGGAGGCACAGGCAGCUCGAGGGAGGUACUCCAGCGAGGCCACGCGAGGUGCUCGAGGAGGUCGUCGGGGAGAAGGUCGAGCCCGAGCGGUUCGAGGAUGUGCCGAUCGACAUGGUGAGGGGGGAAUGGAGAGUGGCGUCGAGUGGAGGCUGGGAGCGGAGCGAGAGCAUCGCCACCCUCGAGGGCCGUUCACUCGUGCAUGCGCUUCGCUAUGACCUUCGAGACUCUCAUGCCGUGGGACGUCGCAUCCUCCUUCUGACUGACAGUAUGACGGCCACUCUGGCUCUGGGCAAGGGUCGCUCUUCCGCUCCGGGCAUGAUGCGCGUGGCGCGUCAGUUCGCCGCCUGGUGCCUGGCGGGAGGCGUGGUGGCCAGCGUCCGGUGGCUUCCCUCUGAGCGGAACCACGCCGAUGCUCCGUCGCGCCAGCGGAUGCCCAUCGGGGUGCGGCUCCACUUCGACGGCCGCGAUCACCAUCGCGCUGACGGUCAGCCCGCGGCUUGGCCGGUCCACGCGGGCAGGGGCUCCGACAGGGCCGCCGAUGGCAGGCUCGCCGCCCGUGAGCUCGCGGAGCUCGCCGCCCGGGAGGGAGCCUCCGCCCGCUGGGUUGGCUACCGGCGGCCCUGGCGGCAGGAGAACACCGGCGACAACUUCGCGUUCCGCCAGCGCCUGCACUCGCUGGACCCAGCGCCAUACUACGGCUACGACAAGCUCGGGGAGUUGUGCGCGGUGGCGGUCGCUUACGUGGACGAUCCGCCGCUGGGCAUCUCGCCCAAGUGCCCGGCCCUGUGCUACAGUUUUCAUGAGCUACUGCCGUGGGGCGACUGGGGAGGCUUACUGUUCACAUUCUGUGUUAAGCAGGCGUGGCGCGACGACGAGGGCGUUCUACAUCUACGACAGACCGAGUGCGCGAAUGCCAUCGAGGUGAUCGCGCUCAUCAAGGAGCGCAAUACGGAGCUCUCGUCGGAUGCGACGGCGGCCGAGUUUUCGGACAACCGCUCCGCUCUCGGAGCGCUCGGACGGCUCUCAUCGCAGACUCGACCAGAUCUAGCCGCCGGAGUGGCCAUGGGGCAACCCACCAUCCAGGAUUUGCUCGAGACGAAUCGACUCAUCAAGCUUGCGAGGAAGCACGCGGACGUGACUUUCUUUGCGGGAGCUAAGUUUUUACGCGGAGAUCGAGCCCGAGCAGGAAUCGUGGAUUGGAGAUCGCGCGCCCUCGAGCGAGUCUGCAGGUCUACUUUGGCAGCCAAGACGAUGUCGGCGGUGGGCGCCCCAGGCUGCGCUCAGAUUGCACGCCGUGUUUGCGCUUCGCUGGAGAUGUCGGAUGCCCAUCCGGAGGACAUCCCGCCGAGUUUGCUACCGCUUGCUCAGGUCACACAUUGCGCUAGCCUGUGCGAUACGAUGCAAAAAUACCGCUACUCCAAGCCCCCGCCAGAGCGGCGCCUUCUGCUAGACCUAAUAAACUUCAAGGAGUCCCUCGAGGAAGAGGUCAGCAACGAAUUCGCUGCCGACGAUCAGCGUAGCCAGCUGCCUCUCUUUUGGGUUCCUACGGGCCAGCAGCUCGGUGAUCAGUUCACCAAGAGAUCGGACGGCAGUGCCAUCAGGGCACUGCUGCGACAAACCCGCCUCGCAUUGCAGCAUCAGGAGCCGACGGACCGGGCCGGAGAGCACGAGGCGAAGAAGAAGAAGACGAGGGACCGCGUCUGCGGCGGCUGGAUCGGGUUCUUCAGGCUCCUCGACACGGACGGCAACGACCAGGUCGACAUCGAGGAGUUCGCGCAGACGCGCAUGCGGCUGGAGGGCGGCGCGGAGCCCUUGCAGCCCCAGCGCACCCUGAACAACCUCAACCUGGCGGCGUGCCUGGCAGCCCUCUCGCAGGCCCUCCCUGACCGCUCCGCCGCUGCGGCGCGGCGCACUCUGGUGCCGGCGGGUCAGGCUGACCGCGCGGAUGACGGCGGCUUCAUCGCCUUCUCGUUGUUGCGGCCAAUAGGCCCGACGGCCACCGCCAGCGACGCGGAGGGCGGCACGGUCUCUGAGCUCUACAGCGAGGGCCGCUGGCAGAGCUGGAGCCGCCGGCCAGACUGCUCGAGGCUCCCUGAGGCCCGGCUACCAGAGGACGUGCGGCUGACGGAGGUCGGGGCGCCCCUGGCGCUGGAGCCCUGCAUGCUCGCCUGCGAGUGCGCCGCCGCCUGCCUCGGCGUCCAGUUCGGGGUGGCCCACCAGCGCUGCCAG
Messenger RNA from Prorocentrum cordatum, 2361 nucleotides. Lineage: Eukaryota; Dinophyceae; Prorocentrales; Prorocentraceae. The record is from the annotation of a GenBank genome assembly.